Oncorhynchus keta (chum salmon) is the source of this 1222-nucleotide messenger RNA. RefSeq lists its product as uncharacterized. The coding region runs from base 1 to 546 and encodes 181 amino acids. The transcript is spliced from 2 exons. NCBI's taxonomy places the organism in Eukaryota, Metazoa, Chordata, Actinopteri, Salmoniformes, Salmonidae. The record is from RefSeq and is a predicted model, not a curated record.
AUGGUGCCUGCUCAGCGGGUCUGGUCGCCGGUACGCAGUCUUGGUCCAGGUUAUCCUGCGCCGGCUCUGCGUGCUGUGUCUCCGGGGCGCUGGGAGGGUGCAGUGCGUCCUCUGCCUGCGCUCCGCUCGUACCGGGCAACUGUGGGAGUGGAGCCUAGGGGAGAGGUGCGUGUAGUAAGCACUAGAUCUCCCGUGCUUACCCACAGCCCGGUUCAACCUGUGCCUGCACUCUGGAGGGUCCGGGCUAGAGUAGUUGUCCAGCCUGGGGAAGUGGUGCCAAGGUUGCGCACCAGAGCUCCAGUGCUCCCUCACAGCCCGGUCUUUCAGGCUCCUCCUAACACCAAGCCUCCUGAAGGUCUCCCCAGCCUGGUGGUUCCUGUGGCAGCCCCACGCACCAGGCUGUCUCUCAGUCUCCUCCCUGCAGGUGCUCCCGCCUGUCCGGCGCCGCUGCCGGAGCGUCCCGCCUGUCCGGCGCCACUGCCGGAGCCUCCCGCCUGUCCGGCGCCGCUGCCGGAGCCUCCCGCCUGUCCGGCGCCGCUGCCGUAGCCUCCCGCCUGUCCGGCGCCGCUGCCGGAGCCCCUCAGCCCAGAGGCGCCAGAGCCCCUCAGCCCAGAGGCGCCAGAGCCCCUCAGCCCAGAGGCGCCAGAGCCCCUCAGCCCAGAGGCGCCAGAGCCCCUCAGCCCAGAGGCGCCAGAGCCCCUCAGCCCAGAGGCGCCAGAGCCCCUGCCCCUCUGUCCAGAGCUUCUGCCCCUCUGUCCCGAGCUGCCCCUCUGUCCAGUGGGGUCAUUGAGAGGGGUUGCCAUGGUGAGAAAGCCACGGAGGCGGACAAUAAAGCGGACUAAGACAAUGGUGAAGUGGGGUCCGCGUCCCGCGCCAGAACCGCCACCGCGGACAGACGCCCACCCAGACCCUCCCCUAUAGGUCAAGGUUUUGCGGCCGGAGUCCGCACCUUUGGGGGGGGGGGUACUGUCACGUUCUGACCUUUAUUUUCUGUGUUUUGUAUUUAGUUAGUAUGGUCAGGGCGUGAGUUGGGUGGGCAGUCUAUGUUUGUUUGUCUAGGUUUUGGGAAUUUCUAUGUUUCGGCCUAGUAUGGUUCUCAAUCAGAGGCAGGUGUCAUUAGUUGUCUCUGAUUGAGAAUCAUACUUAGGUGGCCUGGGUUUCACUGUGUGUUUGUGGGUGAUUGUUCCUGUCUCUGUGUGUUCACCAGAUAGGACUGUUUUGA